Messenger RNA from Fukomys damarensis (Damara mole-rat), 869 nucleotides. RefSeq names its product myeloid leukemia factor 2 (gene Mlf2). The record is from RefSeq and is a predicted model, not a curated record. Gene Ontology annotation, biological process: regulation of DNA-templated transcription. Gene Ontology annotation, cellular component: cytoplasm; nucleus. The transcript has 8 exons. NCBI's taxonomy places the organism in Eukaryota, Metazoa, Chordata, Mammalia, Rodentia, Bathyergidae. Bases 29 to 772 code for a protein of 247 amino acids.
UGUGGAGCCCCCUGGAGCUGAGAUCAGGAUGUUCCGCUUCAUGAGGGACGUGGAGCCCGAGGAUCCCAUGUUCUUGAUGGACCCUUUCGCCAUUCACCGUCAGCACAUGAGCCGCAUGCUGUCCGGGGGCUUUGGGUACAGCCCCUUCCUCAGCAUCACUGAUGGCAACAUGCCUGGGACCAGACCUGCGGGCCGCAGGGUGCAGGCUGGGGCUGUCUCCCCCUUCGGGAUGCUAGGAAUGUCGGGUGGCUUCAUGGACAUGUUUGGGAUGAUGAACGAUAUGAUCGGCAACAUGGAGCACAUGACAGCAGGGGGGAACUGCCAGACCUUCUCGUCCUCCACUGUCAUCUCCUACUCCAACACGGGCGAUGGUGCCCCCAAGGUCUACCAGGAGACCUCCGAGAUGCGCUCCGCACCCGGCGGGAUCCGGGAGACACGGAGGACUGUGCGUGACUCGGAUAGCGGACUGGAGCAGAUGUCCAUCGGCCACCACAUCCGGGACAGGGCUCACAUCCUCCAGCGCUCCCGAAACCACCGCACUGGGGACCAGGAGGAACGGCAGGACUACAUCAACCUGGAUGAGAGUGAGGCAGCCGCCUUCGAUGAUGAGUGGCGGAGGGAGACAUCCAGGUUCCGGCAGCAGCGCCCUCUGGAGUUCCGGCGGCACGAGGCAUCCGCAGGCGGGGGACGCAGGACGGAGGGGCCUCCCCGCCUGGCCAUCCAGGGACCAGAGGACUCCCCCUCCCGACAGUCCCGGCGCUAUGACUGGUGAAGGCCACGCCUGCACCCUGCUGUACAGGCUGCCAGGCUGUGGAGUCGUCCCUGAAGUAACUUUCUCCUCUCCAGCCCCCACCCCCUUUAAUAUUAAA